Messenger RNA from Amyelois transitella, 2308 nucleotides. RefSeq names its product ras-related protein Rab-23 (gene Rab23). Gene Ontology annotation, molecular function: GTP binding; GTPase activity. The transcript has 6 exons. The record is from RefSeq and is a predicted model, not a curated record. Lineage: Eukaryota; Metazoa; Arthropoda; Insecta; Lepidoptera; Pyralidae. The coding region runs from base 158 to 835 and encodes 225 amino acids.
AAUUUUUUUAUAAGUGCCUGUGAAGUUUUGUGCUAAAUCAGUGUCAGUUAUUAUUCUUCAAGACUAUUUUCAAAACGGAAUGCUUCAAGGACUGCCCAAGCAGAGCUUACUAUAGCGCGCAGUAACUAAUGUUGGGGCGGCGGCAAAUGGUGCGAGGAUGCGCGAGGAGGAGCUGGAGGUGGCGCUGAAGGUGGUGAUCGUGGGCGACGGCGGCGUCGGCAAGAGCAGCAUGAUCCAGCGGUACUGCCGGGGCACCUUCACCAGGGACUACAAGAAGACUAUAGGCGUGGACUUCUUGGAGCGGCAGAUAGAGAUCGACGGAGAGGACGUUCGACUGAUGCUGUGGGACACGGCAGGGCAGGAGGAAUUCGACGCCAUCACCAAAGCGUACUACCGCGGCGCACACGCAUGCGUGCUCGCUUUCUCCACUACAGACAGAGAUUCCUUCUUGGCAUUGCACUCCUGGAAACUAAAGGUAGAAAAUGAAUGCGGGGAGAUCCCGACCAUAAUAGUUCAAAAUAAAAUCGACUUGAUGGACCAAUGCGUCGUCGGACCAGACGAAGCAGAGCUGGUGGCGCGUGCGCUGGGCUGCCGGUUGAUGCGCGCGUCGGUGAAGGAGGACGUCAACGUAGGAGCCGUGUUCCGCGCGCUCGCCGCCAGGUGUCUCGCCGACAUGCGCCGGGAGGACGCGGAGAACACGCAGCCCUGCAUGCCACCUGUUAUAGGCACAUUCACCAACCAAAAUAGUAACGGCACGAUUCUCCUCCGGCCAGCGAAGCACCGGCCCGGCGGCAAGAAGAAAAAUGUUCUACGCAACGCGUGCAGAAUACUGUGAAAUGAAAAAUGUCCAAAUCGCUUAAGUUUAAACGACAAAAAAAUACGUUUUAGUUUAAUUCUUGUAAUCCAUGAACACUAGACAGUGAAUAUUAAUGUGCGAUCAGUUGUGAUUUAAAAUCACUGUAGUUGCGCCAUAAUGAUGUGGUGAUAAGCAAGUAAGGACAUUGUAAAUUGAAUCGUAGCUGUGAAAAAUGCAACAUAAAGAUCUUAUUGUAGAUUUAAUGAGUGAAGUGGCGCCAAUGAGGUGUUGAGGCACUGCCUAAUAGCGGUAAAAUGGUCUCGCACACCGCAUAUAUACCGAUAUACUAUGUCUGUAUCAAUAAUCAAUCCUUUUCGUCCGUCAUGCAAGAGAUUACAGACAAAAAGGAUAAUUAUAGAAGUAUUUCUGAAAGUAUCUUCUCCAUAUCCUACUACUAUUAUAAAGGCGAAAGUUUGUAUGGAUGUUUGUUACUCUUUCACGCAAAAACUACUGAACCGAUUACCAUGAAAUUUGGUAUGUAGGUAGCUGAAGACCCAGAAUAACACAUAGGCUACUUUUUAUCCCAGAGUUCCCGCGGGAUUGAUAGGGUUUCCAUGCGGACGAAGUCGCGGGCGGCCUCUAGUUUGUCUUAAACCCGUGGUGCUGUCUCACUCUACACUAUGCAAUAAGUGAGAAAUGGCGGUUUUGCGCGAUGAACGUUUGUACAUUUAACGCACAAGAUAAUGUAAGCUCAAGUUAAGUACCUUUACAAAGUGUACAUAUUAUUUUGUGUAGGGAGCUAUGUAAAAACUUGCGAAGUGCAAUUCUAUUGUAUUGUAAUGUAUACUUAAGUUCUUUUUACUAAUGAAUAUAUUUGUUGUGUAAUUAAUAAAUCAAAAAUGUGUUUUAGUGACCGACAGGCUAAAAAAGCGUUGCAUAAUUAUAAAAAACCACUUCCGUAGCACAUGGGUAAUAAAAAAACCUGAUAAAAAAAACAUACCUACAUACGCGUUUGUUUGUGAUAAGUUUUGUGUUCGCAAACUUACUUUAAUACCUACAUUUGAAAUGUUAAUCAUGGUAGCGAAAUAUAAUCUCAUAAAAAAAUUGUAACACGUAAGUAAAUUGUUUAGCAACGAAUAUUUAUGUUGUAAUUAUCUUAGACUUGUAACGACCAAGACUGUAAUUGUCCUUGAUUGAUAUUUAUUAUUUUUUAAUAUUUUACCCUCUUUUAAUGAACUUCAUUAUAAUAAUGGCAUGGCUGUCACUUGUUUGUAUAAGAUGUUGCCUUUUUAUGUAAAUCAAUAAAUAAUCAAACUAUGUCUAUCAACCAUUCUAAGGUAUUAACCAAAUACUUGUAGCAUUAGCGAUAAUACUAUCGACAGGCGUAUAGAUAUUUUAGCAACACUUGGUAAAAAUUGGUAAUAAAAAGUAAAAAUACUAACGAAGCGUACAUUAUAGUCAUUUCAUAUAAGUAGGUAGGUAUAUAAAUAUGUCAUAACAACGAAGUUAUGU